Messenger RNA from Laetiporus sulphureus 93-53, 3219 nucleotides. RefSeq lists its product as uncharacterized. Gene Ontology annotation, molecular function: microtubule minus-end binding; gamma-tubulin binding. Gene Ontology annotation, biological process: meiotic cell cycle; spindle assembly; cytoplasmic microtubule organization. The transcript is spliced from 11 exons. The record is from RefSeq and is a predicted model, not a curated record. Bases 1 to 3219 code for a protein of 1072 amino acids. Lineage: Eukaryota; Fungi; Basidiomycota; Agaricomycetes; Polyporales; Laetiporaceae. Gene Ontology annotation, cellular component: equatorial microtubule organizing center; gamma-tubulin complex; spindle pole.
AUGUCCGCUCGCACGUCCUCAGCUCCAACUGCUAGUAGCUCGCGUCCUACGUCGCGCUCGACUCAGCGGUCUGCCUCUCGCUUCUCUCAUCGUCCUUUUCCAAAGCAGUCAUCUCGCUUAGUGCCUCACUACCAAGCACUUGUCAAGGAAGUUACAGGAUUGACUGCUGAGAACGACUCAGAUCGCUUCCACACCGCUGUCGACCACGUAUCCAAAAGGUUAAACCAGACAGUCAGGCCGUCCGGUAGCUACGACAUUGCCUCAGCAAGAAAACACAUAGCUGGACAUAUUGAGAAAGCUCGCAUCAAUUCUCACAAUGGUUUGGCAAGUGCAAUGAGAAGUGCCUUUGAAAGAUUGCAGAACCUCAUGAAAGAAAGCGAUGACCUGGAUGCGGAGAUUAAGAUCUCGCUCUCGCUCCCUCCAUCGUCGGAUACUCUGUGGUAUGCCGAAGAAUACCUGAAUAGCUUACAGAAUCCUUCAAAAGAUCAGCCCACAUUAACCUGGAAUGAUAUUAUAGCGGAGGAACCCUUCGAAGGCGAGCAUUGGGAAGGCGUGUAUGGUAUGAAUGGUGCAAGAACCCCUAGUGGAGGGAGUACUCCUUCGCUUUCUCCAUGGGAGGAUUUAGAUGAGUUGGAUGACUUGGACGAUUCCUCAUCAUCGUCCAACCCGGUUGAUUCCGCGGAAGAAUCGAGUUCUCCGCUUCAAAGUAAGGAGAAGUCAGGCAUUCAGGACCGCUCAUUGGCUACCUAUGACCAUCGCCAGGACGUUGAAGAUCUCCAAGGGAGACAAUACUGGCGAACGGAAUGGCGUAUCGAUGUAUCUACCACCAGACCAUUCAAUAUUGGAGAUGCGUCGACGUUAGGUCCAUCCACGCAGCGCAUCCUGACUGAUUGGAGAACACUGCAGAUUGCCAAGCUCGAGCAGGAGGCCAUUCGAGAAGUUCUCAUGGGGUUACAAGGCCGAAGAAAUAUCACGAUGGAGUGGACCUACACCGGCGACCACCCGCUUUCUUUCAUACCCACCUCGACCCACCGCCUUCUUCAUCUCACCUCCGCCAGCCAGCAUUCAAUCAUAUCCUCAUUCGCACGAUUAGCGACCAUUGUCGAGCAUCUACGGAAGUUCGUCGUAGCCAUAUUCCAGAGUGCAUCCCUUGCUCCAGUGGACCGGAGUCAGAACAUAUCCUGGCACCAGAACCAACGACGGACUACUCUCAGUCUCGAAGCGUUAUCCUCAGCCAUCGACGCUCAAAUUCGCGGAUUCGAUACAUGGUGUGCUGCGAGAGAAGAAGAAAUGUGCAAAGCGCAAGCGGGCGUUGGCCCGCCUCUCGUUGUCAGCCUGCUGAGCAUGGACAAGGCAAUUAGGGACAGAUUCUUUGCAACGUUUGCAGUGCUAUUGACGGUCGUGCGCGAUGUGGCCACUGAGGCAGCACGGAACCCGGAGCCUUUGAAGGAGAUUUGGACCUUGCCGGAUCUGCCGCCCAAGAUGUCUCCAUCGACUUUCAGCACUCUGCUACUCAACUCACUGCUUGAUGCUGCCCAGAAGCACUUCUCGAUGGGAGAUGUCGUGACCUGCGACGCGUUAAUGCAAGUUUUUGGUGAAACUGCUGAACCUCUCUGGAGCAUGAUGGGCCGUUGGAUGAAGGAUGGCAUGUCAACCAGAGAAGUCGCUAGUCUCAGCAGAGAAAGACAGCAGACUCCUGGAGACCUCGACGAUGAAUUCUUCAUUGAGGAUAACGAACUGCCGAUGCUGGAUCCAGAUUUUUGGUCUGACGGCUUCGUGCUUCGAGGUGGACAAAGGGACCAGGACGACGACAGGCCGAUUUCAGUGCCGACUUUCUUGACCCACAUCGCGAAGUACGUUCUCGAAGCUGGUAAAGCGAUCGGACUCCUGCGAGCCCUUGGGGUCCCGAGUACCUUCGAGCGUGAAGUCGAGCAGCAAUGGAUGGCAAGCUGGCGGCCUUUUCGUGCACUCCUUGGUGACCGAGGAAUGGGAGCUAACCGCGCUGUUUCUGUGCAACAGAUGGUAGCCGUUCGGUCUACGGAUGACCUGUCUCGACUGAUCUAUGACGAGAUUCUUCCUCACAGCCUGGCUGCCCAAGAGAUGUUACAGAAGGUCCUGGUCGAGGAGUGUGACCUGUGGCUGCAUCUCGCUGCCAUGGAAGACUUGUUCCUGAUGAGGAGAGGUGAUGCGAUGUCGAACUUUGUCGAUAGACUGUUCGCAAGGAUGGACACUAGGAAGGCGUGGAACGACUUCCAUUUCCUAAAUAGUGCAUUCCACGACGUCGUACAAGCCGGAUCGCAUAAGUGGAUCGACGCUUCCCUCGUGAGGUUUUCGCACAGAGGCAGCAGGGACAAGACCAUCACCAGGACCAUCAAAGCCAUCGAUGGUCUCCUUAUCGAAUAUGCCGUACCGUUCCCACUGACGUAUAUCUUUGCUCCGCGAGUGAUGCAAGUUUACUCGUCCAUAUUCUGCUUUAUACUGCAGAUUCGCAGGGCGAAGAGCGUGCUGGAGCGGAUCUUAAUACGCAGUACGGUGGCAAACAUGCCCCAUGUCGGAAGUGAGAUGAAAUUGUUUUACGCCAUGAGGAGUAAGCUUUCGUGGUUCGUCAACACGCUGCUGAACUUCGUCGCGACGAACGUCUUGCAUACGCAAGUGCUCAACUUCCAUAAUGCACUGAAGAAGGCGAAGUCUCUAAACGAGAUGAUUGCGCUUCAUGAUGAACACCUGGCCAAAAUCGAAGGGCGCUGCUUACUGCAGAAAAACACUAAUGCACUGUACCGCUCCAUCAUCUCUAUCCUCGACAUGUGCUUGCACUUCAGCGAUUAUUUCGUCACGUUCGCGGGCGACACGACGCACGACAUCUCUCGCCAUUCCAUCCUUAUCGCGAAGCGCCACCGCAGCCGCCGGGUACGGCGCCAGCGCAAAGACAUCAUCGGCUUUUCGCACACGCUACGUGAAGUCGUCGACAGCAGUUCUGAAAGCGAGUCUGACUUGGACGAAGAUGCUGCGGACGCACCAGAGCCGUCGUUCUCCUUGGGCGCGACGAUGACGUCAAUGGAGGGAGACGACUUCAUCGAGCGUUUACAUACGAUGUCGAAGGACUUGGAUGCGAUCGUGCGGUUCAUCCGGCGCGGUGUCGAGAGUCUCGCAGCGGGCUCCGGUGAGGCGGCCUCCGCGUUUGGUAUAUUCGCAUUUGCAUUAGAAGACUGGGAUAGGUAG